Molecule: messenger RNA, 1634 nt
Organism: Nilaparvata lugens (brown planthopper)
Lineage: Eukaryota; Metazoa; Arthropoda; Insecta; Hemiptera; Delphacidae
Product: long-chain fatty acid transport protein 4
Exons: 8
Coding region: 146-1618 (490 amino acids)
Biological process (GO): triglyceride homeostasis
Cellular component (GO): endoplasmic reticulum
Molecular function (GO): long-chain fatty acid-CoA ligase activity; long-chain fatty acid transmembrane transporter activity
Source: RefSeq, a predicted model, not a curated record
GCAUUGGUUUUUCAGUUCGGUGUUCGGUCGGCUUCAGCUUUGUCGAUUUCUUGCUUUCUCCGCGCCCGUUCAUUUUGUAUCAAAGAUUUAAUUUGCUCAAUAUGAGCAUUGUCUGAUGUAGUAUAUAAAUCAAUUUAAUAUAAAAAUGCCUGAAUUAUCAAGCUUUACAGUGUGUUUAGUCCCAGUUUUAUUUGGAAUAUUGAUCUAUCUAAAAGCAUGGGAACUAGCAAUAACAGCGGUUGCACUGUUAUUGAUAGUGAAGCACCAAAAAAUCUUCAUAGUUUUAAAGACUUUACCUCGUGACAUAAGGUUCUUGUAUCGUAUGUCGCAGAUGAAAAUAGAAUCGAGCCGAUACAAAAACAAUGACUUUUCAGUUGGAGAUGUUUUUGCCGAGCAACUGAAGAAAAAUCCAAAUAGAGACUGUAUUUAUUUUGAGGGCAAAACGUGGAAAGCUAUCGAUGUGGAAGAAUACAGCAAUCGAGUGGCGAAUGUUUUCCAAAAAGCGGGCUACAAGAGAGGCGAUGUGGUGUCACUGCUGAUGGGCAACAGGCCCGAGUACGUGUGCAUUUGGCUCGGAUUGUCCAAGAUCGGAGUCAUCACAGCUCUCAUCAACACAAAUCUCAAAAAGAAUUCGCUCUUGCACUGCUUCUUGACUGCCAAAUCCAAAGCAAUCAUCUUCUCUGAAAGUUAUGCCGAAGUUGUGAAAGAAAUUGAAGGUGACAUUCCAGAAAGUAUGACGUGGUAUCGACUGAAUGACGGCGAUGAUUUUAAUGAGCCCGAUAAGAUCAUUAAUUUGAAGAAGUGCUUGGAAGCGGCGCCCGUCACUCCUGUCAGCGUCACCAUUCGGCCCAGCUACAAAGAUCAUCUCAUGUACAUUUUCACAUCAGGCACCACCGGAAUGCCAAAAGCUGCUGUCAUGCCUCACUCAAGAUAUCUGUUGGCUGGGUUAGCAGCUAUAUGCCUGCUGAAACUGACAAAAGACGACAUAAUCUACAAUCCGCUGCCGAUGUACCACACGGCGGGAGGCGCCCUUGGCAUCGGAGCCGCGCUCAUGAGCAGCACUUCUGUUGUCAUUCGGCCCAAAUUCUCCGCUUCCAACUAUUUCUCCGACUGUGUCAAAUACAAAUGCACUAUUGGUCAGUACAUUGGUGAAAUGUGUAGAUAUAUACUAGCUACGCCAGUGAAAGCGGGAGAAACAAAUCACAGACUGAGACUUAUGAUAGGAAAUGGAAUGAGAGCUUCUAUUUGGUCCAGAUUUGUUCAGCGAUUCCAGAUUCCACAGAUCACUGAGGUCUACGGGGCGACCGAGGGAAAUGUAAAUAUAUGUAACUUAGACAAUACAAUUGGUGCGAUCGGCUGCUUCCCAAAAUGCCUGCCGCAAUUCUUGUUUCCAAUCGCAAUCAUCAAAGUUGACGAAGAAACAGGCCAGCCGUGCCGAAACAAGCAUGGCUUCUGUGAACGCUGUGAUAUUGACGAACCUGGAAUGCUCGUAGGACUAAUAAAACAGAAUGAUCCAACCAGACAAUUCCAUGGAUACGUUGAUAGCGAAUCGUCAAAAAAGAAAACCAUUGAAAAUGUGUUCAAGAAGGGUGAUAGAGCAUUCGUAUCAGGUAAAUAAUCUUAAGUCACAAAAU